Molecule: messenger RNA, 967 nt
Organism: Spinacia oleracea (spinach)
Lineage: Eukaryota; Viridiplantae; Streptophyta; Magnoliopsida; Caryophyllales; Amaranthaceae
Exons: 4
Coding region: 172-726 (184 amino acids)
Cellular component (GO): cytoplasm
Molecular function (GO): protein-disulfide reductase activity
Source: RefSeq, a predicted model, not a curated record
AGAAGCAUAGCCACAGAGGUAAGAAAAUCAUCCUUAGCGCAUUACACGCAUCAGUCGAAGAAAAGAUAAACGAAACAAAUUCCAGAAUAAUCUUCAACGAACUUCUGGGUUUCCGUUUCCCCAACUCCCUCCCUCUCUCUCUCCUCUUUCUCUAUCUUGAUUUCUCCUGCUAUGGCGAUUUCCUUGCCAUCGGCCACCAUUUCAUCCCUGACCUCUGACCACUCCUGCAAUUUCAUUUGCUCAACAAAAACAACAACGGUUACUUGUUCACUUUCUAAGUGCUCAUCUUCAUUAUCUUCGCUUCAAAUCCAAUUUCCAUGGAAGCUUCGUCGUCAGCUUCGUGUUGGCAAUUCUCGCUCUCUCUCUCAUCAACGUUCCCGACUCCUUCCUCUGGUUCAAGCAAAGCAGCAGACAUUUUCCUCGAUUGAUGAAUUGAUGAGCAACUCAGACAAACCUGUUUUAGUUGACUUCUACGCGACAUGGUGUGGUCCAUGUCAGUUUAUGGUUCCUAUUCUGGAACAAGUGAAUGCCACUUUGAAAGACAAAGUUCAGGUGGUUAAAAUUGAUACAGAGAAGUAUCCAGAACUGGCUGCCAAGUACAAGAUUGAGGCAUUGCCUACAUUCAUUUUGUUUAAGGAUGGGAAACCUUGUGAUCGCUUUGAAGGUGCAUUGCCUGCAGAUAAGCUAAUCCAACGCAUUGAGACUUCUUUAGCAGUGAAGUCUUGACUCUGAGAUUCGCUUGGUAUAUUGUGAUUUUGUGGCAGCUUUGUAUGUGUUCUCGAACUGUUGCCUUUUGAUCUACCAAGAUAAGCGAUCAAAAAGGGGAAAUUGCAUCUGACAUUCAGAGAAACAUAAUUUAUUCUCCUAUAUAUUGUAACCAUGAACCACAUUAGAUAUUUUUCUGGUUUAUGUAAAAAUUAAUCAAUAUCAUAAAAUCUUGAUGAAGUAGCAUUUCUUUUGUUUUGAA